AUUUAAUAACUAAGAGAAUUAUAUUAGUAAUUAAAUUAUGUGAUAAUUUCAAUAAUUACAUACUUGUCAAUAAAGUAAAUUAAUUUAUUUGAUCAAAUUCAAAAUGUCUAAAACAGACACUGAUCGCCCUGUAAAGCGUUAUAGGCGAGAUGAUAUAAAAUCAUCAGAAUCCGAGAAAGAAGACGAUGAUUAUGUUCCUUACAUUCCUGUAAAGGAACGCAAAUUAAUGCAACUGCAAAAGUUAGGUCGAAUUUCACAAUUAACAAAUGAAGCGAAUCAAAGCAACAAAUCUUCCAGUGAUAAUGAUAACGAUGAUGAGAGAGCCGAUGAAGCUUGGGGUAGAAAGUUCAACAUCAGUUUACUAGAUCAACACACUGAGCUGAAAAAGAUUGCUGAAGCAAAAAAAAUAAGUGCCGUUGAGAGACAGUUGAAAGAAGAAGAAAAGAUUUUAGAAAGUGUGGCUGAGAAGAAGGCUUUGAUGGGUGUUGCUGAAUUAGCUAAAGGAAUUGAAUAUAAAGAACCCAUCAAAACUAGUUGGAGUCCCCCGCAUUUUAUAUUAGCAACACCAGAAUCCAAAUUUGAAGACUUAAGGAAUAAACUUAGGAUAUUGGUAGAUGGUAAAGAUAUACCACCGCCAAUAAAGAGUUUCAAAGCAAUGAAAUUUCCAACAGGCAUCUUGAAAGGUUUAGAGAACAAAAAUAUAAAAAGACCCACUCCAAUUCAAAUUCAAGGAAUUCCAGCUGUACUUUCAGGCCGAGAUAUUAUAGGUAUAGCUUUUACUGGAUCAGGAAAAACAUUGGUUUUUGUACUGCCUUUAAUAAUGUUUUGUUUGGAACAGGAAACUUGUUUACCAUUUAUUCGAAAUGAAGGUCCUUAUGGAUUGAUAAUCUGCCCAUCACGUGAAUUAGCAAAACAAACAUAUGACAUAAUUCAACAUUAUUGUCGCUAUCUACAACAAGCAGGGCAACCUGAAAUAAGAUCUUGCUUAGCUAUAGGCGGUGUCCCUGUAUCUGAAUCACUUGAUGUUAUUUCUAGAGGUGUUCACAUAAUGGUAGCUACUCCCGGAAGGUUAAUGGACAUGCUGGAUAAGAAAAUGGUUAAAUUGGACGUUUGUCGUUAUUUGUGCAUGGAUGAAGCUGAUAGAAUGAUAGAUAUGGGUUUUGAAGAAGACGUGCGAAUGAUAUUCUCAUUUUUCAAAGCCCAAAGGCAAACUUUAUUAUUUUCAGCUACUAUGCCGAAAAAGAUACAAAAUUUUGCAAGAUCCGCUUUAGUCAAACCUGUAACAAUAAAUGUGGGCCGUGCUGGUGCGGCUAGCAUGAAUGUUAUUCAAGAAGUUGAAUAUGUUAAACAAGAAGCCAAAAUUGUUUAUUUGUUAGAAUGUUUGCAGAAAACACCACCACCGGUAUUAAUUUUUGCAGAGAAAAAACAAGAUGUAGAUGCUAUUCAUGAAUAUCUACUUUUGAAAGGAGUAGAAGCAGUAGCCAUUCACGGAGGUAAAGAUCAAGAAGAAAGAAGCCGGUCAGUAGAAGCAUUCCGAAAACAACAAAAAGAUGUUUUAGUUGCAACUGAUGUUGCUUCCAAGGGUUUAGAUUUUGCAGAUAUACAGCAUGUCAUAAACUACGAUAUGCCAGAAGAUGUAGAAAACUAUGUGCACAGAAUUGGAAGAACAGGUCGAUCAAGUAAAACAGGACUUGCAACCACCUUUGUUAACAAAAUGACUGAAGAAUCAGUGCUAUUAGAUUUAAAACAUCUGUUGAAAGAGGCUAAACAAAAAGUACCACAAUUCUUAGCAGACUUAGCACAUGAGAAUGAGAAAUAUCUAGAUCUCGGUGAUACACAAGGUUGCAGUUAUUGUGGUGGCUUGGGCCAUAGGAUUACUGACUGUCCAAAACUAGAAGCUGCGCAAAGUAAACAAGCAUCAAACAUUGGAAGAAAGGACUACUUAUCAAAUACAGCAGCAGAUUAUUAAGUCUUUGUUGCAUUAUUUCCUUCCUUAAUAUAAAUAAUACAAAAUUGUAACAAAUUUUUUACAUGUUUUAACAAGAUAAGUAAAUUUUUAUAUUAUAAUGGAUAAAUACAUAAUAACUUACCC
Messenger RNA from Ctenocephalides felis (cat flea), 2092 nucleotides. RefSeq names its product ATP-dependent RNA helicase abstrakt (gene abs). The transcript is spliced from 3 exons. Gene Ontology annotation, biological process: mRNA splicing, via spliceosome. Bases 104 to 1969 code for a protein of 621 amino acids. NCBI's taxonomy places the organism in Eukaryota, Metazoa, Arthropoda, Insecta, Siphonaptera, Pulicidae. The record is from RefSeq and is a predicted model, not a curated record. Gene Ontology annotation, cellular component: spliceosomal complex. Gene Ontology annotation, molecular function: RNA binding; RNA helicase activity; zinc ion binding.